Molecule: messenger RNA, 13748 nt
Organism: Spirometra erinaceieuropaei
Lineage: Eukaryota; Metazoa; Platyhelminthes; Cestoda; Diphyllobothriidea; Diphyllobothriidae
Source: the annotation of a GenBank genome assembly
AUGAGGGUCUCUCUAUUGCUUCCCGAAUUGAAGGGUAGUGUUUGGCCUUUUUGUCCUACCUCGACCUUCUUUUCAGUUUUUACCCGUGCAGUCUCCGCCCUUGGGAAACUUGGCGAUGACCUGUACUUCGAGUGUGGCGCCGGCGAGGUAAUUCAGACGCAGAAUUCAAAGAUGCCCUCUUCAGUUAAGUUUGCGGUGCGUCAACUCUUCACGCUCUGCCUACGCGGCCGCAUUUUUUUCCACUAAUUUUUUUGAGAAGGCCUCGGGCCUUGAGGACCGCGAUGACACACCGAGGUUCAAACUCACCGCUAAGGUAUGACGCCUAGCCCCCUCCCUCCCUAAUUAGUUUCCGCCAUCCUCCCCCUCCGACAAGACUUGCUGCAGAGUAUUCAAGCCUUCGGUGUCUUGGGACAAAGUUGUUCGGAAGUGCCGACUCCAACUGGACGAAUCUGGCAACACGCUGAUUGUGCAGUUUUUCCAGCGCCACGGUGAGUAAGUUUGAAAGGGACUGUCAAAGCCCUCAUGCAUGUAUUCUCUGUGUGUUUAAAAGCUUUCUUCAUGCAUCCAUUCCUCAACGCCUUUCUUUGUUUCUGAAAGGCCUCGUCAAAACGUACAAUCUGCCCACUAUCGACUGCGAAAGCCUGGAGGCUGUGUAUAAUAUUGGCGAUGCCUUCAAUCAUCUGGCAGCCUCAUCGAAGUUAGUUCUUUUCGCUGUCUGCGAUCAUAACUUUGGUCCAUUUAGGGUGUUUGCUGAGAUCAUUAGCAAUUUUCGCCCAACCCAAACUGAGGUGACUCUCGUCAUACAGGAUGGAGAAUGCGUUUUCCGAAAUUUUAUUGAUGACUCCGGUAGGUCCGCACACUUUUGCGUAACUUUGGUUAAACCACAGACUUUUCUGCAAUCGUCACUCAUGUGCCGGUAUCCUCCAGCGAAUUCGAGACGUAUGACUUCCACGAAGAGGCCGAAAUAACGUUUUGUCAGAAAGAUUUGCGGGUAAUACGCGAACUUCUCUAGUCUAUUUGCUUCACAUUUUCUUCCAGCAAAACCGAGUUAAUUUUUUUAUCGUUUUCUUAAGCAAUGCGUGUUCUUGACUCUCCUCGCGUCUGGUGACCGAACUAUAAAACUUGUCUGGCAGCGAUCAUAAGACCUUAGUACUGCCUAUACUAUUAAUGACCUUUCGAACAGGUGAUAUUCGAGGGAGUCGCCUUACAACCCUUGUAUGCCAGCAGUAACUUUUUGUUCAUUUUUCUGACAUUCUGUAUUCUGCUGCGGAUAUCUUGAGCUUCUUUACGAGCUGUGAUGGCUGUUUCGUGACAUUUAAGGGCUCUAGAUUGAGGCUUCAGGGGAGGAUGGAACGCCAGUAUUACGUCCAUUAACCGAUACUUACUGCUGAUCUCAACUUAAACGUGAGUGAGUAUUGACUGUCGUGGUAGCCGACAGGACAUGAGUCGACAAUAAUUAUCGAUUUUGGUCGCAUACAUAUGGAUCGUCUUUAAUCCCGGCCGGCUUGGUCAGUUCUCAAAAGAUGAUCAUCUCACUGCCGUCUCUGAUCUGUUUACCAUAUCCAGCCGUGGAACUCCACUACGGGGUAUACUACGGCCUCCUCCCCUCAUUAAGGUGCAAAGCCAACAUUUAUGGUCAGUGGUGUAUCUAUUUGGUAUGCUCAUACUGCCCCUAAAUGGAUAAUGGGGUACAGUAGGUGUGCUAACUCAUGAAAUCUUAGCCGAAAUUCCGAAAUGCAUUUUCGAUUGGAAAAGAUUACAUAAGUAGGUUUGCAACAUUAGUUACCACGCAGCAUAAUCCCCGGACAUUUCCGUUAUUACGGGAUGCCAGCUUUUGAACGAACUCCUUUCCGGCUCCCUGUAAAAAGCACAGGGAAAAAUUACUACUUGAGUAGUAUGAAUUUUUUCAUUGAUUGUCGAUGUCCUUAUAAAGUCAAAUAUAUUUAAUAGAAAACAUGCAUACACAUAUUCCCUCUUUUACUAAUUUGGUAGGAAAUUACGUCUUCGAAUUCUAUGCUUGAAAGACGAUAUAAUCUGGUUUCAAAAAGUUAUCAAUUAUGAGAUUUUUUUAAGAUCGUAAAAUGCCCGUUCAUAGGACAUAAUGUCUCUGCUUUUACUAAUGUUUCUUGUAAAGUUUACAACAUCUCAAAUCCACUGGCUAAUUUUACGAACCCCAUAUGGUCUGCUCUUAAAAUAGGAUAGAAAUGUAUAAUUUUCCGUGCACGGAAAGCAUGCAGCUUGUAGCUUGGAAACUCGGAAUGCAAGUGCAACGGCAGGUCGGACCCAAAAUUAUUCUGGAGUCGGAAAAGUUGUUAAAACCAAAUUAUACCCCUCAGUUAAGUAGAAAAUUUGAGGAAGACGUAAAUUUCUACAAAAUGAGUAAAAGAACGAACACUUGUAUGCAUGUUUCCUAUAGGAUAUAGUUGAAUUUACAAGGACAUCGGAAAUCAAUGAAAAAAUUCACGCUACUUAAGUAGUCAUUGUUUACGGAGUACAUCUUUGGCAGGCGGCCGGAAAGAAGUUCGUUCAAAAGCCGGCAUCCUGAAGUAGUUGAGAUAUCCUGGGAUUAUGCUGCACGGGGACUAAUAUUACAAUCCUACUUAAGUAAUCUUCCCGAGUCGAAAGUGCAUUUCGGAAUUUCGGUUAACACUUCAUGAGUUAGCGCAUCUACAGUAGAUGCGCUGGACCCAGUCAGGGGCUAGAUCGAAGUCCAGCAGGCGUUAUUUGGAAUGCGCACCCAUAACAUGCGCCAACAUCGGAGGUGGGGCGACACGUUCAGAUGUAGACCCGUGCUGCGGCAGUUUGGAUCCUUGCCGUCCCCCUAUUUUUUGUUGUGAUAUAGAAUUCCAGUCAGUGUCCGUUGUGGACCAGGGACUGUCGGGGUUUUCACCGUGCCAGCUACCUGCGCCCUCUCCCGCCUCCGGUUUUUUCAACUCUCAUUAAAACCAGGCCCAGCUGCGGGAGGGGGGGGUGAGUGCGGUAGAUGCUGGGCAAGUCACAUAUCAAUGUAAAGAAUUCACUCAUCAGUUGCCGUUUCUGCCCCCACUCUGCUGUGCCGCAUACUGUGGAUACCGUCGGAGACGACAGCCGAACUGUCGAAUUGUGCGUUUAUGCGCCCAUUUGGUGUGCCCGUUUAUCUAACUUCUUUUACAGAACCUCCUGUUAGGACUCCUAACAGUAUGCGGAAAUCGGGAUGGCGUAAGGCACGCCCAGGUCGUCGCAGACAAAUGCUCAUUUUCAUAGUGACUUGACUGUUUUUUUUUUCAUUUAGCUUCUUCCUGAAGUUUACUUGCUUCUACCCCAACAGUGUGUGCUUCUCCCUACACCUCCCCUUUCCUAGGCUGCCAUAUCCUUCGGCGAGACUGUGGGAUCCCCGCUUGUGGUUCACAGCGGCCGACCGGGCAAACCCCUUAUCCUGACCUUCACUGACGACAAUCGCUUUAGUGCGCACUUUGUCCUCGCCACCCUUCCUUUGACCACUGGCUCUCGAAAGAGACUCGAAACCAGCACAUUCUCGACGAAUAUCACCACCAGUAUCAGCGCGGAGGAGGAUGCUCAUCUGCCGACCUGUCUCACGUAAUUUUAUUUCCACAAUAGGGCCCCUUUCCGUUUGUACUUCGUGGCUUUAAUACCAUUCUUUGGAACCGACCAGUUCACAUCGCCCACGCGCCUUUAUGACUUCUUUUCCCCCUCUCUCUCUGUUUAGCAAAGCAGCUCCUCCAACGUCUACCUUACCACCGACCAGUCAACCAGACCACGAAAGGACGCUGGUUCACACCCAGACAGCCGAUACGCAAAUACUUCCCGUCUCACCUCAUCAGACACCUGAGACGCGGCUCCCCUCCGCGAGGCAGGUAAAGAUCUCAGUUGAUAGGCCCGAGGAAUCUGCCCAACGGCUUUUUGUGCCAUAAAACAAAGUUAGUAUGCGACGCCACCUCAUUCCUUGAACACCUCUCACGCACACACCUAACGUGUUGGUCAGUCAGUAGCUCCAACUCUCUGCACUUGGUGGUGCUUUUUAAUAUACAUGCCCAGGCAGUGAUUGGUUUCUAGCGUCUUCCGUUCAGUUCUUAAGAAAGAUCCUUUUCAUACUUAGUCAUUCGAAAGAAAGAAUCUGUUUCCUGUAGCAGUAUAGGUCAACAAGUAAGCAGUAUUCCAGCUUUUUAAUUUUUUUAUAAAUUAUUCGUUAACAUUGGGUGAAUCAGUCAGAAUGAAGCCUUAUGGACAGAGGCAGAAAGUUAAAAUGAAUAUUUAAGCCCGAAUCCACCGGCUACAGCAGAACAAUCGCACACUGCCGAUGGAUAGUCAGUAGUAUGCAAGCGCUUUGUGAAUUAUCAUACUGGUGAGCCAUUGAUGAGCUGAAACCCCUGCAGUUAUCUUAUGCAGCGCAGAAUAUCCGCGAGACAAGUGUCUGGGCUUUUCCCUAGUACCGGUGCUGCCAUGCAUCAUCAUGCAGAAUUAAGUAAACAGUAUGCCCAUAUGUCUGCGGUCGACUUCCAAACAGUUCGAAUGAAAGAGCCUGCAUGUCUACAUUACGGUUGAAAUCAAGGAAUACUUAAAAAACUAGCCUUCUGUCCUAUAAGUUUUUUUUAGUUUCUGUGUUUCCUCAAUACUGCAUGCCAGUGAAAUAUAUAUAGAGAGAGAGAGAGAUCUAGUAAGCGUCCUAGCUGACUACAAAAUGCAUACAUUUGAUCUACAAUACUCUGUUAAAGCCGAAAGGACCAUUCUGAAGGGUUCCUGCGCCUGUGUAAAACAUCUCUUGAAUUUCAAAGCACUCAGACGCAACUUGGUUUUGGUGCACAACGGCACAUAGUCUGGACAAACGAGGGUUUCACGCUUUGUCCCAUGUCAUAGGUGUAGCUACGUAUGCGUUUUUGGUAGAAACACAAUUGCUCCAAAAUGACCCACUGUUUACUCGACAGCUCAUUUUCCGUCCGACUACUCGGGACCAAUUGGCCGGUCAGGAUUCAAAGAAGUGUCACGAAUAUCUCUUUCUUGUCUCAUGGGAUUGUUCAUAUCUGUGAAAGCCAGUUCAUAUAGGCUUAAGCUAGUGUCACUUCCGAAUUUCCGUUCUCGGAUGCUUGAAAAGCUCACCCCACUUUUUCAGAAUUAACUGACGCUCUGAUUUGUAGCCUCAACCUAAAUGUAGCUACUUGCUGUUUGUGGAAUUGUCUGCAAGUUGUUUUUGGUGACAUACCAGUGUACGCCCCUUUUUAAUGCAUUUCUAAUCGUCUGCUGUUAACAUUUGCGUAGUCACGUUUUUUUGUGAGUUUCGCUUGCUUUGAUUGUGCUACUCCUCUGCUUUCAAUUGCUUACAUUGUGGCCUUCCGUUUUAUUUGACUUAAUUCAUAUAAAUCAGGAAUGUUUUGGAAUAAAGAUUGACAUUUUCGUCCUGAGUCCUUACCCAAUCCAAGUUUAUUUUAUUCCUGAUGUAGUUUUUUGAGGAACAAAAAUUCUUACAUCCCAUAUACUUACCUAAUCCAAUUUUUUAUUUUUGGGAUUUUAUUUAGCGUUCCCACCCUACAUUCAUACCUAAUAUUAAUGAAUUUCUCGUGUAUUUGUUGAGAAAACAGAAGUAAUGUUUCCAUCCCGAAUUCCUACUUAAUUUAUUUGAUUUUUCAUAUACUUUAUCUAGGCUUAAUUAUUAACAUUUCCGCCGUGAAUCUUUUCAUAGCCCUCAUUCAUUUGAUUUGUGAUGUAUUUUCGAGGCGAAAAAUUAACACGAAGGGGACACGGUCGCUGAAACAAGAGCAUUAUUCACCUGACGCUUCGCAGCCCUGCUAAUACAACAACAGAAACGGGCUGCAGUGUUUAUAGGAUGCAAUCGCCAUGCUAUUGCACAUCUAUGAAAAUUCACGGCCCUCUCCUUCGUCAGGGAGUGUUGUACUUUGAAUGAUGAUUGUUCGAUGGCCGACAUUCCAGUCGUUAAACAUUGCAAUUUCACCAGGUGUUGGCGUUGGGAAUAGUGUUUUCCUGUGCGCUCUUCGCGUGGCCAAUUACUCCGCCUAGGCUUAGCCUUACCACCGAAAGUGGAAGGCCAAGGUAAUUACACUUUUUGAUAAACGGGGAACCAGUGAGCCCUGAUUCAAGUAGCUCGCGGAUCACACGAUUUUUACCUCUAGCGAGAAUUUCGGCCUCUUCGAAUUUGAAUGUGUGGCCGGAUCUCGUCGAAUGAGCCGCAACUUUAGCGCUAGUGUCAUUUUCACGCACCGCCGUCACGUGCUCGGCCAUUCGCGUUCGAAACAGUCUUCCGGUUUCUCCGACGUAAUAGCUUUGUCCGCAACCACACCAGAUCAGCUAAAAGACUCCAAACGUUUCUUGCCGUGACAGUGGGUCUUUCAGUCCCAGCAUCGGACACCUGAUGGUUGACCUCGGUCUGUGUGCAACUCCAACCCCAAGUGGCACGAGAAGGCGGACAGCCAUAGAUGUACGAUAGCAUGGCGACUGCAUCCUAUAAACACUGCAGACCGUUGUGUACGAACUAUCCGUAUCUGUUUUUGUCUCUGAUGAUGGGUCCGAGCAAAAAUCCGAAACGUCAGGCGAAUAAAGCUCUUGUUCCUGCGAUCCUGUCUGCUUCUUCAUGACGACAUCCUGGAACUCGCCUCUUCGCCUCUAUUGAUAGAAGAAUUAACGUUUCCGUUCUAAAUCCCUACUUAAUAUUUUUUAUUUCUACUGGAUUUUUCUUGGUUAAAAUGAGUGUUUGCGUCCUAAAUCCCCACUUUUUCUUAAUUAAUUUAUUUAUUUUGAGGUGUACUUUCCAUGAGAAAAUUAACUUUCCGUCACAGGACCCACCUCAUUUCUAAUUUAUUUAACUCCUAGUAUAUUUUUUGGACUAGAAAUCAACUCUUACCCCUAAAAGGUUAAUUACUUGCUUUUUGGAGUGUGACCACGAUUUGUAUCAGAAUCUGCAAGUACUCGUUGCUGUUGACGGCCUUUAUCGCGCUGACUGCGGUGCACGAUUUGCACUCUCUUUGGCCAUUUGACCUAGGACAAGUUCCCUUUCCUUCAUCAAACAAACUCUGCCGCAUCGAUGGCUUCCGUCCCGCGACAUGCAUAAUUUUCCUCAUAUUUCUUAUUUAGCGCUCACUUUCUAGCGUUUUAUACGUCGACUUAAAUAAGACGCCUUCCUUGUGUCAGUUUUCGAUGGUCUUAUAAAUUCAAAUAUAUUUUAUAGAAAGCGUGCACAACAAUAUGCUUUCUUUUACAUGCUUGGUAGAAAACCACACUAUCUUUCUAUUUUAUACCCUAAGAAAGGUUAUCUUUCGGUUUUUUUAAAAAAAGUGUUUAACUAUGAGAUUUGUAAGACCGUGCGAUGUCUAUAUAUACAGCACCGCUCGUGUCCCUUUACCACUGUCCCUCCUGAAAUGUACAACACAGCCCGUAUCCAUUGCGAAAUUUUAUGAACUCUAUACAGUAUCUUCUUAAAAGCAUGGAGGAAUAUAUGAUUUUCCUUACGCCGAACGCAUGCAACUUGUAGACUGAAAUCGAUAAACGCUAAUGCAACGGCUGAUCAGGCUCAGAAUAAUUCGGAAAUCGGAAACCUUUUUCAAAACCUAAAUAUACACUUUUUCCGGGCAUAGUGUGAAGAGAAUGUGAUUUUCUACCAAACAAGUAAAAGAAAGCAUAUUUUUGUGCACGUUUUCUGUAAAAUAUAGUUGAAUCUAUAAGACCGUCGAAAAUCAAUGUAGAAAAUACCUGCUACUUAUGUAGUCAUUUUUUACCGAGUGUGGUUUCUGCGGGAGGUCCAAAUGAAGUGCAUUCUAAAGCCGACAUCCUGGCGAGUCCGAAAUACUAUAGGAUUGUGCCUCAUAAUGCUCAGUAUUACAACCCCGCUUAAGUAAUCCUUCCUAGUCGAAAACUCAUUUCAGAAUUCCGGCCAACAUUUCAUGAGAUCGGUCACUCACUGUAUGUUUCCCACUUGUAAACCUCUGUCAGCAUCAUUUCCGUCAUGCACUUGUCCUCGAUUACCGCGGUGUCACGGCUGUUGCAGGCUGUAAUGUUGCGCCGUUUUUUUCUACAUUCACUCCUUAUCUCUAUGACGAAUAUUCAACACCAGCGAACCCUGCUCGCCAAUGUGCUCUUUAAGCUCAUCCUAAGCGUUCCGACGGCAAAAGUUCUUUUUAAAAUGUUUUGCCCUUUUGCCUCGCAUGUUCUUCUCUCCUGUUGACCUAUUCAUACUCUUCCCUACAGGAUGAUAAACCCUUCACCGUACGGUCGAACAACGGUUACGAACCUGUCCCGAAAAAGGUUGGUAUACUCAUUCCGAUCGUUAUUUCUCUGCUAAGGUGUAUCUGCAGCAGGCAUCUCAGGGCGACCUUUUAUUUUACCAUCUGAACAAGGCGAAGGCGACAAAGCAUGCAGAAUUUAAUGACGUCAUAAAUUUCGGGACCUCUCAUUCAGCUGCGUACGGUCAUUGCAUAGUUAUUUACAAGGCAAAACUGUUCAAUCAACGAUCGACCUAGAGAGCUUAAACGUGAUAGGUAACCUGAAACGUGGGUCUAGUAUGCGGGGGCAUAUGGUGAGGGGGGAGGGGAGAGAGAAGUCAUCCAAGUAUGAGAGAGAACUGGUGCGGCGUGAUUUGGAGUGCAACGUGCGGGGAGCAUUCAUCAUGCCUUGUUCAAAUUUAUCCCGGGAAACCACUGCUUCAAUCUAUUUUACCAUCAUUGUCGUAUAUUUCGCCAUGAUGCAAGUAAACGGUUUUUGUGUGAGUAUAAGUCAGAGAAUUUUGUUCCAUUCUUCUAUCUACAGUCAAUUACCAAUCUGGCUUAAGUAGGAUUGUAGUAUUGCUUAUCAUGUAGGCCUUGGGCUUCUAACCAACAGGUUGCGGGAUGGAGCCCCAGGUGUUCCACACCUCGGGAUUGGAUACGAACGGCUGACGACGGCUAAUAAGACAGAAAUGGCCACUCCAGUUUCCCUUGUUUUUGUCGGUAAUGCUAUUCUGCCCGCAUCAUGCGCCGUUGUGCGGCUGUUGGUUGGGCUCGAGAGUGAGCCCUAAGGCACAACUGGACGAGUGAGUUCCGUAAAAACGAUCGGUGAGCGCCCUUCUACCAUCGUAUCCGUCCUUUCCUCAAUGCUCCUCAUGAAAUAUAUGACAUAGUACACAUCCCUUGCGAGAUUCUGAGCUGCACAUAGUAUCUUCUUAAUGGCAUAGAGGAAUGCAUAAUUUUCCUUACAGGAAAAAUAUAGGGCUUGUAGCUAAAUGGUCGACUACCAAAUGGGCACAGGAGUGAAUAUUUUUGUGUAUGCUUUCUGCAAAAUAUACUUGAGUUUGCCUUGUUUAAUUUCCGAGGAAACUAAUGCGCGGACUUGGAGUAACUCUUCCGAAACAGGCCUUUUCAGGCACCGUCCGAAGUUUCGAAAGAGUUAAUAUCAGUAUCAGUAUAUUUCAGGGAAAGUAGGUGUGUACCUUAUUGUGUACCCUAUUGGUUACAUGCAGAGGAUAUAUAUGGAGGAAAUGGAAAGGAAGUAACAUGAAAGAAAUGCGAGGGGAAUAGCAAAAACUGUGCAGAUGAACACAGAAUGUCAUGCGUUAACAGAAUUUAGAGGCACAUUAACUUGCUUUGUUGAUCAAAUACAGCGGACAGUUGAAGCACACUUAAGAUACGGGAAAAGAAGUAAAAUUGUUUAGUCUACAGGCAUCGUGGUGAAUGCGAGCAGCGGUGUGCGACGUGGCCCAAAUUAGUAAAUUACAUAAACACAUGUUACUUAAAUGUUGGUAGUAGCAUCGUCAUAACACUAAUUUGUGGCGGUAGACCGCCGUUAUUGUGGUUCGCGCUCCAAUGCUGAUCUAGUCUCCAUUUAAAAGUAUCUACGGAUCCCGACAUAACAGCAUCCUCAGGCAAGGCAUUCCAAACUGCAACCACUCUGUUGGAGAAGAAGAACUUUCGUGUGUCUAGCCGGACACCAGUCACACGCAGUUUAAGUGGAUGGCCUCUCAGGUUAGUCGUAGUCGCCAACUCGAAGAAGUCUCCUGAUGCGAGGCAGCAGCCCUGAUGGCGCACGAUGCGGAAAGCUUGUAUCAGGUCCCCACGUAGCUGUCUGUAACUCAAAGGAAAGAGGACAAGAUUAGCUAAUCGUGUUUCGUAGGGUAGUGACCACUGCCCAGAUACAAGUUUCGUUGCUCGCCGUGGAACUUUUUUGAGUAUGCCCAAGUCUUUAGCGUUCCAGGGUCGCCAUGCUUGGAUAGCAAACUCCAGAUGCGGUCGCACAAAAGUUUGAAAGACCUUGGCGAAGCAGUCUUCAUCAAAGGAGGAGAACGCCCGUUUGACAAGGUAUAGCAUGGACAUCGCCGACUUGGCCACCUUUGAACAUUGCAGCGAAGGCUUAAGCGAGGUUGUGAUCCAUACACCCAAGUCCUUCUGGGCGUCGACUUCUUGCAGUGGUUUGCCAGUCAGACGGUAGACCGUGUGGUUAGGGGAACUGGUUCUGCCGACGCGUAGGAAAGUACACUUUGUUUACGUUAAACGAUAGAAGCCAGUCUUUCGACCAUUGCUCGAGGUGGUCCAGAUUUGUCUGCAGUCGCGCCUCGUCAACUUCGCUUCGUAUGGUACUCCAGAUCUUUAUGUAAUCGGCAAACAUUGCGACAUCGCAAUUCAGUUCGUUUGCGCAGUCAUUGACGUAUACGAGGAACAGUGUAGGGCCAAGAACAGAGCCUUGGGGAACACCACUCUUAACGGCAACCUCGGCAGAUUGUUGGUCACCGACGUGGACGGCUUGCGAGCGGCCGAUUAAAAAGCUACGAAUCCACAUCAAAAGCUUACCUCGCACUCCUGCACGGCUAAGUUUGUAUAGGAGGCGGUGGUGAGGCACACUAUCGAAGGCCUUUUUAAAGUCGAUAUAGAUGACAUGCACCAUAUCUCCUCUAUCAACAGCCCUAGUCCAGUGUUCCAGACGGUAGAGCAGGUUUGUCACACAGGAUCUGCUUUUGCGGAAUCCAUGCUGAGAAUCGGAAAGCAAAUGGUUCUGUUCAAGAAACUGCAUUAAUUGUUGCUUUAUUAUCUUCUCCAUAAUCUUACAGCAAAUGGAGUGGAGGCUGACAGGUCUGUAAUUAAUCGCUGAGACCAGACUUCCGCCCUUGUACAGCGGCGUACUCCAAGUUCGCGCAUUACUUUCCUCGAAAUUAAACAAGGCAAGUUGAAACUGGUGUUCAUAUACUAGAAAACACACGAGGAAAGCUGGGGGACCCACUGACGAGCCGAACCCCUCGCAGAUGCGUCAGGCAGCGGCAUAAGAUCGUCGAAACACGCGUGUCUGAGCUUUUAGCUAAUACCUGUGUUGUUAGUACGGUAAAUCAUUGUACAAUUCUAUACUUGAGUUUAUAAGAGCAUCGGAUAUCAAUAGUAAAACAGCAUACGACUUAAGUAGUUAUCUUUUUCUACUGAGUGCAAUUUUUGCAGGCGACCGAGAAGGCUUGUAUUCAAAAGCGGGCAUAAAAAGACCGCGGUCCCCCUAAAUUUCCUUUCGAAAAUUCUGUUGGGGGUACCUUCAGUAGUAGAGAGGCACUUGCCCUCGUAAAACUGUGAUUAUGCCUGAUCUAGCUGGGCUUAGAUGAUGUUGCGGAUUGUAUCUCACCACUUAUGUCUGUCUGCAGCAGCAGCAGCAGCAGAUUUGGAGAGCUCGGCGUAUUCUUUUAUCCACUGAUGAACGCUGACGAAUCGCCUUGGGCCAGGUCUUUGGUUGAUUUCCCGUGAAUGCCUUCAACUGGACAGCAACACUGAACUCGUGAUGCGAAAAAAUUAUACAUAAGCCCACUCAGUCACCCUUUUUCUGAAUGGCCCAAGUCUUUUUGGCAAUGUUGCCAGAGUGAGGCUGGGCUUCAUCAUCCACAACAAGGCCUUAUUCUGCCCUAUGUUUUGCGUUUCUUCCAGUUUUGGAAAGAUUGCACAGGGGAACCUUGUGAUCUGCAUCUACAGGUAGGAUACUAAUGAGAUGUUAUGGAGAUCUUGGCUCAGAUGAAUUCUAACUCGUCAGACUUAUUUUUUCUGGUGCCGAACUCAUAACCGCCCUCUUGCUUUAGAAAGUUGCAACUACGAGUAGAUGUUACUUCAACUGAUGUUUAUAUGCAAUCCCCGUGACCUGGUGGACUGGACAUUAAGAGGGGGGGGGGGGGAGAGGAGGGGAAACAGACUAACACAGAAAACAGAGAAAAUAAAAUUAGAACCUACCUAACUACGGCCGAUCACCGAAUCGGACGCCAUGUCAAAUUAAGUUGAGUUGUCUUUUUCCGGCUCUGCUCAAUGCUAUUUGCCUAUGCCCUUAAUUUCUGUUCCCCUCCACUUCUGUAGAAGCGCGUUUUUGUUUUCUUUCCGGCAAAUGUGUACACUUUGAUCUGAGACCAGACAGUCAUGAUGUCAUUUCGUUUCUGCAGUUGGAAUGGUAUUGCCGGCAAUACCAUUCUGCUAUAUUAUGCGCCGCUGUGUGCGGCUGCUGGUUGGGCUCGAGAGAGAGAGAGAGAGUCCAUAAGGUACAAUGGGACGAGUGACUUCCGUAGAAACGAUCGGUGAGCGCCCCUCUGCCAAUUCUACAGUUCUUUCCGACGAUGUCCACCGUGUGCUCCACAGCACGGUGAAGCAGGGACGGUGACUUAUGCGUGAGUUAUUUUGUAGUGACAGUAGACUUGCACAACAUCUGCCGCACUUUCCACUGCCCCUACCUGAGCUCAGCAUCACGACAGAGGCGAGAAGACCAGAGGUGGGAGUGGGCGCAGGUGGCUAGCAGGGCGAAAACCCGCAACUAGGCGUGUCACCACACCCCCUUGUCCACGACGUGCAUCAACCGGGGUUUUACACAACAGGAAAAAAAGAGGGAGAAGCGGCUCGGAUUCCAAAUGGCGCUGCGCGGGCCUGCACCCGGUCGUCCCGUCACAACCCCAAUCUCAGCAGUUUUUUUUGAGUGCGGAUUCCAAAUAAUGCCUACCAGACUCCAAUCUAGCCCCCCCUUGUUUGUCCUGCGCAUCUACCGCGUAGCCCGUUUUAGGGGCAAAGGCAUGCCCACGAGGUGCGCACACGUUAGCAUCGAAUACACGGAUAGAUAGUGUUUAUUUGAGUGCCUGGAAGGCACUUUCAUCAGCAUGACAGUUCCGAAUUCCUUAUCCCGUUCCCGAUUCUCUUCUCCUACUCUAGUCCCUUGCCAUCGAUAGCGCUUAAAAUCCAUAAAGAACCCUGCGAUGCCAGACAGUUGGCGUAGUCCGUAAUUUUUAGGAGAACGUUGGCUCCUUGUCUCACAACAGAUGUUUACAGAUUGCUUGCGUUUCCCGUUCUCAUUAGUUUGCCAUACUAAGCGGUCUGCCUGUUUGACUUGUUAAACUUGUGUUGGAGCGCCUGAGCCGGUGUUUUUUCCAGCGGGCGUUAGGUACGGUAACUGAAAUUAUCAUAAUCUCCGUUCUCUGGGCACGUAAGCGAAAAUAUAUUGCACCUCCAGCAGGCAUGUAGGGAACAAUUGUAUUGUUAUUUUGUUUCCAGGCACGCUCAGUACUGUUCUCACGUCUGGACAACACCUUAUUUGAGAAUGCACCACCGGCACAGGCGCCUGAACUGUUGACUGCUUUUGACAGCGCAGACGAGGCCGAGACUGAGGACGUUCCUAUGGCCGAGCGGGACGACAUCACGAUUAAACGCCAGCCUCUUACAAAUAUGGUCACUCCCAAUCGCGCAGCCCUGUCUGGCUGGGGCGACAGAACUGCACCCGGUCGGAAACCACCUAGCAAUGUCACUCUUUUGGUCGCUGACUCGGACGAGGAGGAGGGGUGA